Dothidotthia symphoricarpi CBS 119687 is the source of this 975-nucleotide messenger RNA. RefSeq names its product alpha/beta-hydrolase. Bases 1 to 975 code for a protein of 324 amino acids. NCBI's taxonomy places the organism in Eukaryota, Fungi, Ascomycota, Dothideomycetes, Pleosporales, Dothidotthiaceae. The record is from RefSeq and is a predicted model, not a curated record. The transcript is spliced from 2 exons.
AUGACUUCCCUACCAAAACCCCUUCGCGUUCCGUACAAAACAGUACAGAAUGUAGACCUACCAACAGACAUCUAUGUCCCUGAGCAGUCCAGCAAGUUCGCACCGGUACUCAUCAUGAUCCACGGCGGCGCUUUCAUGCUCGGCUCCUCAGAUCUCAACAACAAGGACCAGAUCCAAGACUGUUUGGAGCGAGGUUGGGUCGUCUUGGGGAUUGAGCAUCGCCUUUGUCCUGGUGUGAACGUUCUCGAAGGUCCUAUCACGGAUGUAAGAGAUGUGCUAAAGUGGACACAAAACGGUGGACUGGCAAAGGCGUUGAAAGACAAUGGAAACAAGGUAGUGCCGGAUGAAGAGCGUGUGGUGGUUAUGGGUACAAGUUCCGGUGGGCACUUGGCGUUGUCUACUGCAUGGGAUGUUCCCAAACGCCCCCUCGCGAUUCUCGAUUUCUACGGCGCAAAACACUUCAGAGACCCAUUCUGGUACGAAACUCUAGACAGCUUACCCGAACACUUUCGCGAACCCCGGCCCGAAGGGGAGAUAGAGGGUCUUUAUAACGAGAAAACAACAUUCGUCGGUGGUCUCUCCUUAGAAGGACAAGCCGCCGAUCCCUCGGCACCCAAUCCUAAAACUCGACAAGCAUUUGCAAUGCACCAGAUUUCUACUGGGAAAGUGAUCAAAACCAUCUGGCCCCAAACGCCAGAUAACUUGCAGCUCAUCGAUCCAGUACUCAACGUUAAUAAAGAUUGGCCGCCGGUUGCUAUUGUGCAUGGCACGGCGGAUAAAAUGGUGCUUAUGCGACUGAGCAAAGAGCUCGAAUCACAGCUCAUUGCCCAAGGCGUCGAGACGGAGUUUAUUGAAGUUGAGGGGGAACCGCACACUUUUGCUGGGUCCAUGAAGAAGGGGUCAAAGACGUGGGAUACACAACGCAAGGGAUUUGACUUCUUGGAGAAGAUCAUCACUACGUCUUACAAUAGCUAG